Molecule: messenger RNA, 2119 nt
Organism: Colletotrichum destructivum
Lineage: Eukaryota; Fungi; Ascomycota; Sordariomycetes; Glomerellales; Glomerellaceae
Product: Putative protein kinase
Exons: 4
Coding region: 894-2054 (386 amino acids)
Biological process (GO): regulation of G2/M transition of mitotic cell cycle; protein phosphorylation; signal transduction
Cellular component (GO): cytoplasm; cyclin-dependent protein kinase holoenzyme complex; nucleus
Molecular function (GO): cyclin-dependent protein serine/threonine kinase activity; ATP binding; cyclin binding
Source: RefSeq, a predicted model, not a curated record
CGGAGCGCACCGCUCGCUUCCAUGGCGCUGGAAAUAGACGACGCCCUCCUUUUCCACUCCAUGGUGCCGUGCCUGGUUAUUUCGCCUAGUCACUUCACUUAUUUACUCGCCAGCAUCCCCCGCAAGGUUCAGAGGAACGGUGCCUGUAUGAGAUGACGGGAAGUGCCCUGACCAGUCGCGCCCCGCGCGUGAAAUCUCUGGCCUAAAUUCAAUUUACAGGCACACAUGGCAGUCGGCUCAGCGGGAAGGGAACCCAUCCUUGUGCUCUGCCACAGCCGCAUGAACUUUUCUUCGACCCUUAUUUCCAUCGCAGGGAUGCAGAAGCCAGGACAUCGCCGAUGAGGACCGCCGACAGAAAGACCCGGCUGUGGCUUGUCCAGUGCGCGAGGUGAGACCAGACCCGGGAAUGGUGCGCAUUAGCGUGACUUGACCGUGGAUGUUGCAAGCCUUUCAAUUUCUCACAACUAAGAUUAGAUGGAAGAAAAGACUCGAAGGCCACACACAGCUCGACGCCAUGGAACGCCCUCGUCAGGUACCCGGACUUGUGACGCCUAAUGUGUAUUAGGUAAGCAUGUUGGAAAACAGAGUCGGUCAUCUCCGCACUGUGACGACUCGCCCAUCUUCGGCGGGGUUCCUUGGCAGCGUGUCCGGCCCGGACAGUCGCUAACCGGUCUUUCUCACACCGUACACGGCAGACACCCAGCUUUCUUUCCGUCUUCCGUAACUGCGUCAGGGACCACAAGUCACCAAAACCCCAGGUGCUGAUUAGGCCACCCCUACUUGUCUUCUUCGUCUUGCUGGGUGCUCAAUAAGAACAGUCAACUGUGCGGCCGACAUCCACAAACUCUCGCCAUCCCUGUUCACCCGCCUCGCCCCUCGUCCCCUUGUACGCCAUGGCCGACCUUGACUGGAAGACGCAGUUGUCGGCGUCUGACCGCUAUGAGAACAUUCAGAGGAUAAAGGCUGUUCUAGAAGCUGCCGGCUCAAAAGCCAAGGCCACCUCACAGUCUGAUGCCUUUUCCAUCGAGAACCAGGCUUACAAGGAUUCGACGUCCAGGGCGCAAUAUGAUGAGAUCUGCCAGCUAGUUGGGUCUGCAAAUCUGUCUUCUGCGGAACCGCCAGCCCUCGGUGAAGAUGAUUCCGGCGACGUUGGGGUUACUGUUGGCUCUUACAAGAACUGCCUACCGUUUGCAAGCGGUCUCACAUCCGAGGUCUACAGAUGCAAAGACCGCGCCCUCAAAGUCAUCGUGGAAACACACAACAUUGAACCUCACAACCCUCACCGCGAGGCCAAGAUCCUGGCCACCUUGAAGCGUCCCUGCAUUCCUCUCUUAGAAACGUUCAGGGACCAGGAACAGAGAUUCGUUCUGGUGUUUCCAUACAAGCCACUCACCCUCGCCGACGUUAUCGACAAGGGAGAUCUCCCUCUCUCCCGAGUAGCGCGUAUAUUCAAAGACGUCUUCGCGGCUCUCAGGGACAUUCACGGCGAAGGUAUCAUCCACAGAGACGUCAAACCAGAAGCCAUCCUUCUCGACGGCCCAGACGGGCCAGCCUACCUGUCCGAUUUCGGGACUGCCUGGCACCCGACCAUGUCGGUUGUCUCCGAGCCGGCCAACGGCAAGAUUCUCGACAUUGGAACCGGCCCCUAUCGCGCCCCUGAGACCCUCUUCGGCGAUAAAGCCUACGGUUCUUCCGUCGAUAUGUGGGCCGCCGGUACCAUGCUGGCCGAGUGCUGCCGCAGCCCCCCGAAGUCGUUGUUCGAAUCGCGACCGACGCAUGAGGACGGCAAUCAGCUGGGCCUCAUCUUGAGCAUCUUCAAGACCCUGGGCACGCCGACCCGGGAGAUGUGGCCCGAAGCCGCGAGCUUCAAAACGCCACCCUUUGAAAUGUACCGCAUGUUCGACGGCCAUCCCUGGGAAGAGAUUCUACCAGAAGUCGAUGCUGAAGUUCGAGAUUUGAUAUCCAGCUUGGUGCGCUUCGACUCGAAGAGGGCGACUGCCCAACAGGCCCUGCAGCACAGUUUCUUGCAGGAGAGUGACGUGGCACAAUCCUAGCCCCCAUCAAAGACAAUUCGGCAAAGGGCAAACAGCUCUGGAAGCGUUUGGCUUGGGACAGUCGA